CAAACCAGGUCCUCUGGAGUUCAGACCAGAGGGGAGGUUAGUUCGCUGUUUUUCACCUAGCUGAACAUCAACCUCGCAAGAAAAAACUUUAUGGUUUCUCCGCAUAUUCGCCUUUGAACGACGCGCGAAGAGUGGAGAGACGACUCGGACUCGGACUGAAGCUGGUGGAGAAAACCGCAAAAAUCUAGGCAUACCUAGGAGCUACGACGUUCACGAAAGGUCGCUCCUUAUGAUCGCCCUUAGCCCUGGGUCGCUCUGCGACGUCUGUGCUGAAGAGUACGGCCCGCAUAACUAUCCUCAUUCCAUUCCUUGCGGACACAUACUAUGUCUGAACUGCUGCAACAAUAUCAUCGAAAAAAGCUCUACACGACGCGCCCCGUGUUGUCCCUUCUGUCGAGAAACCUUCACUAGUGAUUCCGUCCGCAUCAUGCGUGUUGACUACACUCCUACUAGCAGCGGUUGGUCCACUCCUCGUGGUGGUGCCAACGGUAUACAUGAAGUGAUCGUCGAGUCCGACAGUGAAGACACCCUUUCAGCAGGCCUGAAGGCUAGGGAGCAAGCAAAACGGCUGGAGUACAAAGUCGCACGAGUGGCUGGGAAGAAGUGCUCGGUGGAGGAGGUCUCAUCGCUUCACAAGGAGCUGCAGGACUGGCUGUCAUCUUCGGCAAAGGUGAAGCCCCGCGAACAGACUUCAUCUCUCGAGCUCAGUGCUGCGCUCCUUCGAGCCAUCCUCAUGAAUCAUUAUGCACACUCCGAAGCCACGAAGGUUACUAAGCAGACCGAAGCUCAGUUGACUCGUCAACUCGAAGAGGUGGAGAGAAUGAAAGCCAAGAUAGAGGCUGAACUUCGAAGACUGCGCGCCGAAUACUCUCAGCUGGCUCAAGAGCAUCAAUCGGCUCGCGCUGAACUAAGCAAGUUCAAGGUCAAGUUGAACGCAUCGUCGCUCAAUGUGCCUGCAACCCCUCCGCCCAAGUCUUAUGCUUCCCUGCAAAAUGGUGGACUUCUUUCACCUGCUCGUUCCAAAACGGCUGCUCCCACGUCUCCCACGUCUUCGACUUCUGAUCCGCGGUCCCGGGCAACCUCGCCGACAUCUCCUACUCCGUAUAGCCACGCUCCUGCCGUACAUUCUCCGCUUACCUCACGGAUCGCUUCCACUCCGCUACACACGAGGUCGGUAUCUGUGCAGCCGACCAACAUUCCACAUCGCUCGUUCACGCCAGCAGUCCGCUCGGGGACCCCGGCAGUUCGCUCAGGGACUCCGGCAACACCCGCACGCCCCGAGCUUCGCUCUCCCACGCGGAGGCUGUCUGUCUCGACGCCGUCCCCGAUGAAGAUGGUGCGGUCGACAUCGAGCGGAUCGAGUGCGGAUGAGAUCAAAUUCAAAAGGACAUGCUGCAGAAGGAGCGCGAUGCAAAGCGCGUGCAGCUUAUCCAGAGGUGGUUGCCGAACUUCGAGUCUGCGAGCCCUCCGUCUGGCGGUUUUCGUAUGCCGCCACCUACGCCGCCGCCUACAUCUCAGACUCGCUCUCGGACGAUCUCGAUUUCCCAAGCGUCUGCCGCUCUGCGCGCACCGCUUCGGUACAAAACCCCGGUCUCCGCGAACCCAUCGUAAAUGGGCCGUUCGGAAUUGCUAGGGACUCCCUUGCGCUAUCUGAUUCACACUAUUUCUCUGCUUUCGGAUUCCGUUGACGUGCAUCGUGGUUAGGUUAUCUCACCGACAUUGCCGUCGCCGCAUAAUACCCUGUAGAUAGUAUCGCCUUCAUAUCUGUGGCAUCUUGUCCCGUUAUCUCUGUUUCCGCCUUCCAAUUGCUGCUCUUCACAUAUCCUGAGCAGCUCCGACUCUCCUUUCUCUCUGUGCUCUUGAUACCCCGUGUAGCACAAUUUUUAUUGUUUAUGUUGCUUUGUCUCGUUUUCGGCUCGCUUUUGCAUACUAGCUUUGUGGACUCUCCCCCUCACGGUCCUUACGGAUAGAUUACGAACUAGAUACACUAGGUACAUGGUUCGGAUGCUUACGAUUUGCCACGCAAUGCAUACGAUUGU
Messenger RNA from Phanerochaete carnosa HHB-10118-sp, 2039 nucleotides. RefSeq lists its product as uncharacterized. The transcript has 8 exons. The annotation marks the transcript as partial. The record is from RefSeq and is a predicted model, not a curated record. Lineage: Eukaryota; Fungi; Basidiomycota; Agaricomycetes; Polyporales; Phanerochaetaceae.